Microthlaspi erraticum is the source of this 348-nucleotide messenger RNA. NCBI's taxonomy places the organism in Eukaryota, Viridiplantae, Streptophyta, Magnoliopsida, Brassicales, Brassicaceae. The record is from the annotation of a GenBank genome assembly.
AUGAAAUCUUUCAAGGAAGAAUUGACGUUAGCUGAAAGGCUCGCGGAAUCGAAGGAAAUACUCGCUAAGUACCCUACUCGGAUUCCAGUAAUUGCUGAGAAGUAUUGCAAAACCGAUCUUCCUGCAAUCGAGAAGAAGAAGUUCCUAGUUCCACGAGAUAUGUCUGUUGGCCAAUUCAUCUACAUCUUGAGUGCUAGAUUACAACUGUCUCCUGGCAAAGCAUUAUUCGUGUUCGUGAAUAACACUCUGCUUCAAACAGCUGCUCUAAUGGAUUCGGUCUACGAGACUUACAAAGACAAAGAUGGAUUCGUUUACAUGUGCUAUAGCAGUGAGAAAACCUUCGGUUGA